Molecule: messenger RNA, 1723 nt
Organism: Cajanus cajan (pigeon pea)
Lineage: Eukaryota; Viridiplantae; Streptophyta; Magnoliopsida; Fabales; Fabaceae
Product: alpha-farnesene synthase
Biological process (GO): diterpenoid biosynthetic process
Molecular function (GO): terpene synthase activity; magnesium ion binding
Source: RefSeq, a predicted model, not a curated record
UUCGGGACACAAUAAUGCAGAAUCAGAAAAACAAUGACUCAAUCACAAGUGAAUCUAUCGUCUCAAAAUGUCAUUUCAGUUGUAGAGACCAUACGAAGAUCUGCGAACUACAAACCAAACAUUUGGAAAUACCAUUUUUUGCAGUCACUUACCAGUAAAUACAAUAAGGAAGAAUUUGUGAUUCAGUUAAACCAGCUGGUGAUGGAAGUAAAGGGUCUUUUUGUUCAAGAGACUUGCCUGUUGAAAAAAUUAGAGUUGGUUGAUUGGAUCCAAAAGCUAGGUCUUACCAACUAUUUUCAAAAGGAAAUCAAUGAGUUUCUUGAAUCUAUUCUUGUCUAUGUCCAAAAUGGCAACAUUAAUCCUAAUGUAGAACAAAAUUUGCAUGUAUCUGCACUAUGCUUCAGGCUACUACGACAACAUGGAUAUCCAGUUUUGCCCGAUACAGUAAGCAGCUUUUUAGAUGAAAAGGGUAAAGUGAUGAGGAAAAACUCAAAUGCUGGUGGCGAUGCUAAAGAUGUUGUGGAGCUUCUUGAGGCCUCACAUUUGGGCUUAGAAGGAGAAACUAUUUUGGAUGAGGCCAAAACUUGUGCCAUAAAUUCUCUUAAGGAUGCUUCCAUCAACAUCAACCAACUAACCAAAAUGGUCCAUGCCUUAGAGCUUCCAUCCCAUUGGAGAGUUCCAUGGUUUGAUGUCAAAUGGCACGUGGAGCAAUACAAAAACGAGAAAAAUAUGAACCCUCUUUUACUUGCAUUGGCUAAAUUAAAUUUCAACAUGAUUCAGGCCACACUUCAAUCGGAGGUCAAGGAAUUAUCCAGGUGGUGGGAGAAUCUUGGCAUAGAAAAAGAGUUGAGUUUUGCAAGAAAUAGGUUGGUUGAAAGCUUCAUGUCUGCAGUAGGAGUUGCUUUUGAGCCCAAGUACAAAUCCCUUAGGAAAUGGCUCACUAAAGUUAUUAUUUUCGUACUAGUCAUUGAUGAUGUUUAUGAUAUACACGCUUCAUUUGAAGAGUUAGAGCCAUUCACAAUGGCGUUUGAGAGAUGGGACGAUAAAGAGGUUGAUGAACUUCCAGAGUACAUGAGAAUUUGCGUCCAUGCACUUAAAGAUGUCACAGAUGAAAUUGCUUAUGAAAUUGGCGGGGAAAAUAACUUUCAUUUGGUGUUACCUUACCUAAAGAAAGCGUGGAUAGACUUUUGCAACACAUUGUACGUGGAAGCAAAGUGGUACAACAAGGGUUACAUUCCAUCGUUGCAAGAAUAUUUAAGCAAUGCUUGGAUUUCAUCUUCAGGGCCAGUAAUUUUCUUGCAUUCAUAUUUUGCUACAAUGCAUCAAGCAACCAAUGCGAAUCAUGAGAUAGGCGAUUUUCUACACACUUGUGAAGAUUUGAUCUACAAUGUAUCUCUUGUUAUUAGACUGUGCAAUGAUUUAGGGACCAGCGUGGCUGAAAGAGAAAGGGGUGAUGCUGCUUCGUCAAUCCUUUGCUAUAUGAAUGAAAUGGAAGCUUCGGAGGAGAAAGCAAGAAAGCAUAUCCAAGACAUGAUAAACAAAGCAUGGAGAAAGAUAAAUGGGUUUUGUUUGAGCCAAGUUGCUUCAGUGGAGCCAUUUGUAACUCAAGCCCUAAAUAUAGCUCGUGUGGCCCAUACCCUUUAUCAAAAUGGUGAUGGGUUUGGUAUCCAGGACCGUGAUAUCAAAAAAUAUAUCUUAUCACUAGUUGUGGAGCCACUUUAGA